AUGCACGACCAUCGGUACAACACAAGAUCCAAGGUCCCAGGCUCUGGUCCUGAACCCAGCGGCAGCAGCGACCCAUCGCAGAAGACAACCAAGAAGACCUCACAGCUCCCGGCCACCAAACAGCCAGAUCCCCAGAAGAGAGCGACGCGACCAAAGUUCCAAGCAACCUCUUCAGUCUCAGCCUUGACUGCCCCCGUACCAGGAGAGGCAACACCCAGGUUGUUCACCCUUCCAGAUGAGCUCCAGACGAUCAUCUACAAGCACCUUGUCCUCGAACCCCUAUGCAUCUGGAUCCGCGUUUUCCUAGCCAGCCGAACGGAGAAGACUGAUUGUUGGAAAAUCCGCACCGCGGUCCAGCAACGGCACAAGGACAAACCCGCUCUUCUCUCAGUCUGCAAGUACCUCCGCAGCUUCGCGUCUCCCAUUUACCUCGCCGGCAACACUUUCGCAGUGGUCUCGACCGAUUGGAAGCCCCAGAACAUCGAGAUGCUGCGGAAGAUGUGGGGAGAGUGUGUGAAGCACAUUCGGAGCAUCGAAUACAUGAUCACAGUCUCUGUCCGCUUCGUCGAUCGCGAGAACUUCCCUCCGCCAGGACGCAACAAGAGCGAGUAUGUUGGUGUCGGGAUCAACAUCAAGCUUCUGCAAAGCGGCACGCUUGUGUUCAAGGUGAGCAGCUCUGGCUCGAGGGAAUCAGAGAAUCUGCCCAGUGGAGAGAUUUGCCAUUGCGCAUUGGACAGGAUCGCAUUGACUCUGCGCAACGAAGCCACCGACGACCGCCGCUUGUUUGAAAUGAUGGCAGAGUGCAAGAAAUAUCAUAGAGCCACGGCUUCUGGUGGAGAGUGUUCUCGUUGCAGUCUGCCGGCGCUGACCAACAUCGAUCUGCGUCGCUGA
This is a messenger RNA of Zasmidium cellare ATCC 36951, 891 nucleotides long. RefSeq lists its product as uncharacterized. The record is from RefSeq and is a predicted model, not a curated record. The coding region runs from base 1 to 891 and encodes 296 amino acids. The transcript has a single exon. NCBI's taxonomy places the organism in Eukaryota, Fungi, Ascomycota, Dothideomycetes, Mycosphaerellales, Mycosphaerellaceae.